Molecule: messenger RNA, 591 nt
Organism: Plasmopara halstedii
Lineage: Eukaryota; Oomycota; Peronosporomycetes; Peronosporales; Peronosporaceae
Product: Selenoprotein
Exons: 2
Coding region: 1-591 (196 amino acids)
Cellular component (GO): endoplasmic reticulum lumen
Molecular function (GO): oxidoreductase activity
Source: RefSeq, a predicted model, not a curated record
AUGCACUUUGUGACGUUGUUGGUGCUAUUAGUGGCCUCAGGUCACGCUCAGAACGCUCCUGAGUCUUCCUCUGAGCUUCCAUCUGAUCCUGAAGCGAUUGCUGAACGUCUACAUCAUUGUACAACGUUGGGAUUUGACACUGAUGCUCUUGACUGCCGUCUCUGUGACGAGCUAUCAUCGUUUUUAGUAUCUGCUACACCAGAAAAGAAAAAGAAAACCGACAGAGCAAUUACUGCGGUGACAAAAGAAUGUCGAGAAUGUUGCACUGAUUUCUCUAAGGUCUUGGAGGCGGAAGGACGUCGGUACUCAAAAGUAGCACUCGUUGUGAAUCGACUGCGCUUAAAGAGAUAUCCGAAAGUAGCGAACUUUCUUGAGCACCAAGCAGAGCAAAUCAAACGACUUGAGGUAGUCGAGACUAAUCCACGACUUCCUAUGCUUCAAUUCUUUGAUGACGAGGGGGAAAAGAUUGAGGAGAUCAGUGUGGCCCAUUGGGACGAGAACUCGAUUGCUGAGUUUAUUGAAAACAAGCUAUUGCCUGAGAAAGCAGCGGAAACUAUUGUGGAGAUGGAAGUAGAAGCAGUCAAGGUGUAG